Canis lupus familiaris (dog) is the source of this 6271-nucleotide messenger RNA. RefSeq names its product Rho related BTB domain containing 2 (gene RHOBTB2). Lineage: Eukaryota; Metazoa; Chordata; Mammalia; Carnivora; Canidae. Gene Ontology annotation, biological process: small GTPase-mediated signal transduction. Gene Ontology annotation, molecular function: GTP binding; protein binding; GTPase activity. The record is from RefSeq and is a predicted model, not a curated record.
CCUGGCCCAGCCCAGGACAUUGCUUACGGACAGGGAACGGUGAUAGGCCAGCUGGGCCCCAGAGGAAAGGCAGCAGCAUAGCCAGGAGCCUGGAGGGUACCCAGAGCAAUGGCGACCCAAAGACAAGGCCGGUACAGCCUGUGGAAGACCUCCCUGGACAGCAUGUCCCAAUUAAUGGAUUCUGACAUGGAUUAUGAAAGGCCAAACGUAGAGACCAUCAAGUGCGUUGUGGUGGGAGACAACGCGGUGGGCAAGACCAGGCUCAUCUGUGCCCGGGCCUGCAAUGCCACCCUCACCCAGUACCAGCUGCUCGCCACCCAUGUGCCCACGGUUUGGGCCAUCGACCAGUAUCGGGUGUGCCAGGAGGUGCUGGAACGCUCCAGAGAUGUGGUAGAUGAUGUCAGCGUCUCCCUCCGCCUCUGGGACACCUUUGGAGACCACCACAAAGACCGUCGCUUUGCUUAUGGGAGAUCCGAUGUGGUGGUUCUGUGCUUCUCCAUUGCCAACCCUAAUUCCCUGCACCAUGUCAAGACCAUGUGGUACCCAGAAAUCAAGCACUUCUGCCCCCGAGCACCUGUCAUCUUGGUGGGCUGCCAGCUGGACCUGCGCUAUGCUGACCUGGAGGCUGUCAAUAGGGCCAGGCGACCCUUGGCUAGGCCCAUCAAGCCCAAUGAGAUCCUUCCCCCAGAGAAGGGUCGGGAGGUGGCGAAGGAGCUGGGCAUCCCCUACUACGAGACCAGUGUGGUGGCCCAGUUUGGCAUCAAGGACGUCUUUGACAAUGCCAUCCGCGCUGCGCUCAUCUCCCGGCGGCACCUGCAGUUCUGGAAAUCCCAUCUCCGCAAUGUGCAGCGGCCUCUGCUGCAGGCGCCCUUCUUGCCUCCCAAGCCGCCCCCCCCCAUCAUUGUGGUGCCCGAUCCCCCGUCCAGCAGCGAGGAGUGCCCCGCCCACCUCCUGGAGGACCCGCUGUGUGCGGAUGUCAUACUGGUGCUGCAGGAGCGGGUGCGCAUCUUUGCCCACAAGAUCUACCUCUCCACCUCGUCCUCCAAGUUCUACGACCUGUUCCUCAUGGACCUAAGUGAGGGAGAGCUGGGGGGCCCCUCGGGGCCAGGGGGCCCUCGCCCAGAGGACCACCGGGGUCACCCUGAUCACCACCACCACCAUCACCACCACCACCACCACGGCCGGGACUUCCUGCUGCGCGCGGCCAGCUUUGACGUUUGCGAGAGCGUGGAGGAGGGUGGGGGCUCUGGUCCUGCUGGGCUCCGUGCCUCCACCAGCGAUGGGAUCUUACGGGGCAAUGGAACAGGGUAUCUGCCUGGGAGGGGUCGAGUACUGUCUUCCUGGAGCCGAGCUUUUGUGAGCAUCCAGGAAGAAAUGGCAGAGGAUCCUCUCACCUACAAAUCCCGGCUGAUGGUGGUGGUAAAAAUGGACAACUCCAUCCAGCCGGGGCCCUUCCGGGCUGUUCUCAAGUACCUGUACACCGGAGAGCUGGACGAGAACGAGCGGGACCUCAUGCACAUCGCCCACAUUGCUGAACUGCUAGAGGUCUUUGAUCUGCGCAUGAUGGUGGCCAACAUUCUCAACAACGAGGCCUUCAUGAACCAAGAGAUCACUAAGGCCUUCCAUGUCCGCCGGACCAACCGGGUUAAAGAGUGCUUGGCAAAAGGCACUUUCUCAGAUGUGACCUUCAUCCUGGACGACGGCACCAUCAGUGCCCAUAAGCCCCUGUUGAUUUCUAGCUGUGACUGGAUGGCCGCCAUGUUUGGGGGACCAUUUGUAGAGAGUUCUACCCGAGAGGUGGUGUUUCCUUACACGAGCAAGAGCUGCAUGAGGGCAGUGCUAGAGUACCUCUACACGGGCAUGUUCACCUCCAGUCCCGACCUGGACGACAUGAAGCUUAUCAUCCUGGCCAACCGCCUCUGCCUGCCACACCUGGUUGCCCUCACAGAGCAGUACACAGUGACCGGGCUAAUGGAAGCAACUCAGAUGAUGGUGGACAUUGAUGGGGACGUCCUCGUGUUCCUAGAACUGGCUCAGUUCCACUGCGCGUACCAGUUGGCCGACUGGUGUCUUCACCACAUUUGCACCAACUACAACAAUGUGUGCCGCAAGUUCCCUCGAGACAUGAAGGCCAUGUCCCCAGAAAACCAGGAGUAUUUUGAGAAGCACCGGUGGCCGCCUGUCUGGUACCUGAAGGAAGAAGAUCACUACCAGCGGGCACGGAAGGAGCGCGAGAAGGAGGACUACCUGCACCUGAAGCGGCAGCCCAAGCGGCGGUGGCUGUUCUGGAACAGCCCCUCCUCGCCGUCCUCUUCUGCGGCCUCGUCAUCAUCCCCAUCUUCCUCCUCGGCUGUGGUCUGAGAUGCCACCGCCCUCUUCUGACCCUGCUGCUGAUCUGUCCACUCGCCUUUGCCCCUCUGCUCUUCUGCAUCGCCCCCUCCACCCUCCAGGGACAAGGGAACCCCCGGAACCAGGACCCUGAGGGCAGAGCUGUUCUCACCAGCCCACGUAGCUCAACAAGUGGGGGGGGCUUGUGGAUCAGAACGGGGACCUCCCCUGCAGGGGAUCCCAGUUCCAAAGCAGGGCAGGAGGCAGAUGACUGCUGGGAGGUGGGCGGCGAGGGAGGGUUGAGAGCUCUGGCAUCUGACUCUGGGGUGGAGAGCGCUGGCGUCCAAGGGAAACCCUCCCAACCGUGAGGCUGCGCAGAGGCAGCCCCCUCCCAGGAGCCGCUGUGCACAGGGAGGGUCCUGUGUCUCUUGGCCAUGUUUUUCCAUCAAUGGACCUGAGGGCUGCAAAUGUUUUGUGGGCAUUUCCACACAGCGCCUACUUAGAUCCCCACUGGAGAAGUCAGGGUAAUUAAGCCUUCAGACCCAACUUGAGGCUUCCGCAUCCUGGGGUGCAGCUGCCAAGGCCAAGGGGGGGAAGGCUUGCACUUGGCAGGCAUCCCUCCCUCCCAAGGCGGUAGGUGUCCAGGCCUAAUGAAGGGUGGCGGAGCCUGUUCAGAGCUUCGGGCCUAGGAGCAGUGGCUCUUGGUACAGUGACAGACUCCUCCCUCCCCGUCCUUCACCUCUCAGAUCCAGAGACGGGAACCAAAGGAGACCGCUGGAACAGGGGAGAGGAGAAAGUGAGUGGUGGGGUCUGGGCGCAGCAACCCCAUGCUCUUCUGGGCUCCUCCCCCUGCCUCUGGUCAGCACGGCUUCUUAGCACUGUGGGGCAAAAUUAGCAAAAAAAUCAAAAACAAAAAAAGAUCCCAAACAACAGCAAAAUCACCACCAACAAAGACACUAGCCCCUAUCCCCUCAAAGGAAAAAAAAAAAAAACACAGAAAAGACCCUGUAUAGCUUACAAACAGGGGCCUUCCUGUUGAUAAGACAAAAGCUUAGGUUUGUAGGACUGAUUCCAGUGCCUGUCAGGAAAGGACCUGUCACCUGCUGGCUCUGAGGACAGCAUGCUGGGAUUGAGGCUUCGGGGGCAGGGGCAGGGUGGUCUCAGGGCUUGGACAUGGCAUUGGACUCCUGCUUUGCCCACUGCGAUGCAUUAUCCUCCUUGACUUCAGAGAGUGACUUCACAGGAUGUGAAUGUGUUGGGGGUCAAAGAUCAGGGAAAGGGUACCUGGAGAAUAGGAGUCUCUGUAAAUGACAGGUCAGAAGACAUGACCUCCAUUAGUGCUGGUUUGGGCAGGAAAAGGGGAGAAGUGAGCAGGAGCAAAGCAAAGUCAGUCCCAUGUAGAGUGGGACCAGGCUGGAGGAUUGUGGCGGCUAACGCAGCAGUUGGCAGCCCCACAGGGAAAAGCUGGGCCACAUUUAACCCUUCCCCCAUUUUGUGAUCCUGACCCAUAUUUCAUCCCCCACACCGUAUGUAGACGUAAAGGUCCCACUGAUGACCUAUGGAACCCUGGAGUGGGCUCCACCAGCAGGACCCUGGCUUUAGAUCCGGGGUCAAGCAAACCAGAAACCGAGGGAAAGUCUGCAACAGUUUUGUGGUACUGGGACCUAGGGAUCUGAUGGUAAGUCCUCGGUAAGAGCAGGAGCAGGAGGUGGCAGGUCUAGGGUGGCUGCACCCCCUGCUGUCUGAGCUGCACAUUUCUCCGAGCCUGCAGCUGCCUCUUCUCCAGGGUGGCUGGCUGGCCAUGCUCCUGCCUGCUGAGUCCUCGUCCUUGGCUUCGUGGCCAGGCUGAGGAGGCAACAGGCUGGGGCAGGAGGCAGCUCACAAGAGGGGGUGCAGCCCUACACCCAGCACCUUUGCUCUGGGUUGUUCUGGAAACUCUUGGUGAGGAGGAGAGAAUGCUAAAGUCUAGUGGGAGAGGGAGUGGGUGUCUGAGCUUGUGGGGCUAAGUGGUGUGGCCCGCUGAGGAUGCAGACAGAUCAUGGAGAAAGAAAGGGUGGCCCAUGGGAGAGGGAGCCACAGGACCACCCCAACCACCAGGGUGGGCUCACCCCUCAAGGUCCCACUGCUCCUUCCAAGCUGUACUAAGGGGGCCCGGUGGGCCUAGGUGUGAGCCAGAGACCACCUGAGGGAGCCAGUCCAGGGCUAGUGUUCCACAUAGGAGAGGGAGGGAAGAGGGAAUGAAUUCCAGGCCCCCAAGAACGUGGCAUUUGGAAAUCCAGGUAGACAGGAAGGACAAGCCCCAAGAACACACACCCCUGUACUCGUGUCACUCAAAGCUGCUUCCGAGGAGAGUGGGAGGGUGGGGGAGAAAAAACACACACACCUCUUUUUAUAUAAGGUUUCAUAUUUAAUUUGGUCAUGAAUUCAUAAAUACAUGAGUAUUUUGUACCUAAUGGCCUUCCUUGUAUUGUUUGAUAUGUCCAACAACCUCCUCAAAGGUGGCCCCUCCCACUGGAGAGAAGCAUGAAAGGACACCGAUCGCCAAUGAAACACUUAAGUGCCUGUUGAGGGCCACGUGCCAUUUGGACUGGAUCCGCCCCAUGCCCUGAUGCAGCUUACCUUAAAUGAGUAAGCGUGACAAACACUGAUAAGGCUAAUACCGUGGCUGGGCACUCAAGGACUCUGACAAAGGGACUGCAGGUGAGCUGAACGCUGACUGGCAAAAAUUCACGGCCCCUUCUACAGAUGCAAGCGCUCCACAUAGAAGGGACAGCAGAGGCAGGAAACCCCAAGUCUCCCAGGAAAGGGAAGGGGCAGGCGGGCACCUCUGGAAGGAAGCAGGAGGGAGGGGAGCAGCAAGGCCGUGAGGGUUGUGCCCCCACUUGAGCACCAGUACCCUGACUGCCUGAGUGUUCAGGCAACUCCAUUUGGGCCCAGCCAAUGGAUCCAGUCUGGGCACUCCCAGACCUUUGAGAUGAGAAAGCUGGAGAACCCUGAGAAUAACUUCUAUAACAUCAUCCCGCCAUGACUGGAAUACAGGUAGGGUGGAAAGGGGGCUGAAGAUGAAGAUGGGGCUGAGGGUCCACUCAUGUGAUCUGCAAUGACACGUGACAUAGAACCUAUUUGCCACCUCAGAGCUAACCCGUCUCCCAACCUGCCCACAUCUAUAGGCAAGGAGGAGGCCCUCACAUUCCUGCCCAGGGCACCCAGACACAGGGCUGCACGAGGACACCGUUUCUCCUCACUCUCCUUACUUGGAAACAUCAGCUUAUGAGUAAUAUACAUAUUCAUACGCCCACGUAAUUAUCAUGUUGAAAAGAGUGGGCACUUCAGGAGUUUCUGGUCAUCUGAUUCUGGAAAAGGGCAUAUGAAGGAGAAUUGGAACCCGCCAUCCCCAUCCCCAGAGGUGGGCUGUUUCACCUUCUCCCUUUGUAUGCGAACUCAUUUUACGAUUGGCUGCUCCCAUUAAGGUAAUCCAUGUAAUCAAACUAAUAAGUACAUUUCAAAAAGUUCUACGCACUCAUAUAAACAUAUACAAAAAUAGGAAGAUGCACAUCCUCUAGUAAUAGUUAGAUAUAAGUAAAUGCACACAUGCCAACAUGAUUGCAUCUUACGAUAUAACAAAUACAAGUAGCAAGUGCAAUUCUAUUAGGAAUGAAGAAGGCACAUGAAUCAAAAAGAAAGACACACUAAAACAACUUGCAGGCCACACAUGAGCAUAUUCAGGCACACCUCGGAGACACUGCAAGUUUGCUUCCAGAGAAACCCAAUAAAGCAAGUAUCACAAUAAAGUGGGUCAAAUGAAUUCUUUGGUUUCCAAGUGCAUUCAAAAGUUGUGUCUGCACUAUACUGUAGUCUAUUAAAUGUGCAAUAGCCUUAUGUUUUAAAAAGCCAUGUAUUAAAUUAAAAAACACUUUAUUGCUAAAAAAAAUGCUAACGAUCA